AUGGCUUCGGAAGGGCUUUCAUACAUCAUUGUCGGCGCAGGUGUUUUUGGUGUUUCUACUGCCUAUCACCUGAUCCAGAGAUAUCCCCAUGCGUCAGUAACCAUUGUCGAUCGGGACGCAUAUGACGCAGAAAGCCGUGUGGCUGCGUCGUGGGAUUGGAACAAGGUGGUGCGCGCCGAUUACGAUGACAUUGUCUACUGCCAGCUCGCUCUAGAGGCCCAGGAUAUCUUCAAGUCGGACCCUCUGUGGAAGCCGUACUUUCACGAGACGGGCAUUUACUGGAUGUGCCGCAGCGACUAUGCGCAGGAUGUCAUCAACAACUACAAGAAGCUCGGCCGCACGGCUGAUCUCCAGGCCGUGCCAAUUGAGGAGGCUCGCAAGCUGUACGGCGGUCUUUUUGAGGACGCCGACUACACUGGUGUCAAGGAGGUGCUCGUCAACAAGACUAGUGGAUGGGCGGCUGCUGGCGACGCCCUGAGGGCCGUGACCAAGAGGACCCUGGAGCUGGGCGUCAAGUACCACGUGGGCGAAGUUGGCUCAUUGCAGUUCGACCUGGACGGCAGAUGCACUGGAAUCAAGACGACGAGAGGAGAGGUUUUGAGCGCUUCCCACACCAUUCUGUGCACGGGAGCCUACACGCCAAAGUUGCUGGAAUACAGCGCCCAGAGCAGCGGCAUCAAGGAUAUUAGCGCCGGUUCUCGAAUCGUGGCCGGAGGCAUUACAACGGGAAUGACCAAACUGGACGACGAAUCAUACAAGCGAUAUGCGCAAAUGCCGGUUGGUGUUCAGGGAUAUACAGCCGCCACAGGUCCCUUUAUUGGCAGUCUCCCACCAACAGCGGACAAGGAGCUCAAGUGGUGGGGACAAACCAUUUUCAGAGACACUCGAGAGGUGCUACCCGGCCGCUUCCUCUCAGCGCCGCCCGCAGAGCCAGACUAUGCCCAGUGGAAGGUUUCUGCCAAGCUCAAGGAGGACAUUGACUUUGCCAAUCAGGUCUUUUAUGGCAAGAAUGGUGCCUCGUGGAAAAUGGAGAAGCACCGAAUUUGCUGGGAUGCAUUCACAACGAGCUCUGAUUUCAUCAUCUCGCCUCAUGCCGGUGCCAAGGGUCUGUAUGUUGCGACCUGCGGAAACUUCCACGGAUACAAGUUCUUCCCAGUACUUGGAAAGUAUGUCGUGCAGAUGAUUGAGGGUUCGCUGGCUCCCGAGUUGGUGCAGAAGUGGGCUUGGGACCGCGAGCGCCCGGAUCCGUGCUUGAACCCUGACUGGCCGAGAUUUGAGAUGAAGGAUCUCUUGGACGUUGAGAGGACUUCAAAGUUAUAA
This is a messenger RNA of Pestalotiopsis fici W106-1, 1320 nucleotides long. RefSeq lists its product as uncharacterized. Bases 1 to 1320 code for a protein of 439 amino acids. NCBI's taxonomy places the organism in Eukaryota, Fungi, Ascomycota, Sordariomycetes, Amphisphaeriales, Sporocadaceae. Gene Ontology annotation, molecular function: flavin adenine dinucleotide binding; sarcosine oxidase activity; saccharopine oxidase activity. The record is from RefSeq and is a predicted model, not a curated record. The transcript is spliced from 3 exons.